Malassezia globosa CBS 7966 is the source of this 2067-nucleotide messenger RNA. RefSeq lists its product as uncharacterized. Bases 1 to 2067 code for a protein of 688 amino acids. Gene Ontology annotation, biological process: vesicle-mediated transport; mitotic spindle elongation. NCBI's taxonomy places the organism in Eukaryota, Fungi, Basidiomycota, Malasseziomycetes, Malasseziales, Malasseziaceae. The record is from RefSeq and is a predicted model, not a curated record. Gene Ontology annotation, cellular component: Golgi membrane. The transcript has a single exon.
AUGUCGCUUCAUGGACCAGCUGAAGUCCCCAAACGAUCUGACUCGGCCACCACGCACCGACAGCGCAGGACACCAUCGUUACGUGUUCAGACAACGCAGCUUCGAAGUUUCUCGUAUGACUCAGAGCCCGGGGCGAGGCGAGGCCAGGUGCCUGUGUCGUCAUCGGCAGCAGCAGCAGCAGCAGCAGCAGCGGGCCAAAGCGCCACAGGUCGAUCGAGACGCAGUACGAUGACAAGUCAUGGGCAGCUGCCCUCGGCCGGAGGUGCGGGUACGGUAGGAGGCUCAACAUCACGCACACAAUCGCCACUCUCUGUCCUUAGUCCGCGCACGCCCAGCUCUCAUGCACAUACGCGCCUGUUUGGGCGUGCAGCUGCGUAUGCAGCACAAUCCCUCGUGGAUGUCGUGACACGCUCGCUGUCGCCAAGCAGCACGCAUGGCUAUGCAUCUAUCCUAUUCGACAUGCCAACGGCUUCCUCCCCCAUAUCUUCCAUCGCAGACUGGGAUCAUCGACAUGCAGACGCAGGCACGUCCAGCAACGAUCAUCGCACUGCCGCCCAUUCCACAACGAGUUCUGCUAAUGGCCCUAACGGCGGCAGCGACAUACGUCAUCCCGUGCAACAACACCAACACCACGCGCAUCACCAUGUGAACGACGACGAUCGACGCAGUUCAUCGGAUACCACAGCGGGUUCGGCUCCCGCGUAUGCGCUGGCUGGUGACGACGACGAGGUCCAGCUACUCAGAACACAUGCACGCAAAUCAACGCACAGCGAACACUCGAUCCCCAUGGACGACAUUGUGGCGCCAAAAGCGAGGCAUGGGGCCGUAUGGCUGCAUCCCAAACCGAGCAAGGCGUCGGCAGCAUCGACACAUCGGCGCCAACGCAACCGCCAGGCGGAGCACGCGGCACGAUGGACAGCCGAGCAUGCAUGGGCGCGUUUACGAACAGGCUUAUCUUUGCUCGCGAAUCCACGCGAACUUGCCGCUUCGGUGCAUCAGCAUGUCCAUGCACAAUGGAUCUAUUGGGCCCGCGCAUUCCGCGACCCCAUGACGGACCAGCGAAUCUGGUGGCCGCCGUGGCUUGCUUCGUACGUGCCGCUGCUCAUCUGGGUCGGUAUCAGUGUGAUGAGCACGACCAUGGUCAUGCUCUUUCAUGUGCAGCUGUUUCAUGCAUUGGAUGUGCUAUCGACGACGCUCAGGAGCCUGGGUCUAGUGGGCCGCGUGCUCUUUGGCAUGAUCAUCUUUGUGCUAACGUUCCCACCGAUGCCGCUGUAUUCGACUAUGAUCGUGCUCUCAGGCUUUGCGUUUGGCAUGUGGCAGGGGUUCCUUGUCAGCUACGUGGCAGCGCUCACAGGUGCUGCUUCCGUGUUUGUGUUGAGUCGGACGCAUCUGAGGGCGUGGAUGAUGCGCCUUCUUGCACAUGCUGGUGGCCUGCAGCGGGUCAUUCGUGCGAUAGAGCUGCGGCCGCAGCUCUUGUUCCUCGUGCGUCUUGCGCCGUAUCCCUACAACCUUCUGAACAUGCUUCUCGCAAGCUCGCACGUGCUGACGUUCCGCACGUAUAUUACAUGCACGGCACUAGCGCUGCCAAAGCUCCUUGUUCACACAAGCAUUGGCGCAUCGAUCGAGAGCUUCGCUUCGUACCAUUCGGCGGCAAACGAGACGCAGGGCGCCGAUCCCUCCCACAAAAAGACCAACACGGUACGGCAGGUCUUUGGUGGCUUUGGCAUCGCUCUUUGUGUGGGCAUCUUUCUGUACUUGUACUAUGUGACGCGCCGCGCUGUUGAUACACUGGACAGCGAUGAAGGCGAAGAUGCCGAGUCCCUAGAUGAAUCGGCCACGACCGACAUGGAAGACGACAAAGACCCCCUAGCUAGCGGCGUCUAUGACCAAUCCAAACCAGGCACGCCACUGCGACGUGUGACGCCGCUCGAGCUGCGGCGGCCACGCUCCGUCAUUGCUUGGGACCAUCUUGACCGGCUGCCGCCGCCGCCGCCGGAGCCGCCUCUUUCUUGGCUUGCCGAAUCUAUUGAGCAAUUUGAACGUGCUGCCGAGCAGCGGGUUUUGUAG